CCCUCACUCUGAGAAUGAGUUUGUCCAUCCCGCCUUCCCCCCAACUCUUGGAAUGGGCUCACCCCUCAGUCCCAGUCCCUCCUCCCGGGCGGGGUGGCGUUGCCAUGGAGACGGGCCGCCGGCUGAGGCCCGGCUGGUGUUCCUGCAGGGGAUGGCGGGCCAGUUCCGCAGCUACGUGUGGGACCCGCUGCUGAUCCUGUCGCAGAUCGUCCUCAUGCAGACUGUGUAUUACGGCUCGCUGGGCCUGUGGCUGGCACUGGUGGACGGGCUAGUGCGAAGCACCCCCUCGUUGGACCAGAUGUUCGACGCGGAGAUCCUGGGCUUUUCCACUCCUCCAGGCCGGCUCUCCAUGAUGUCCUUCAUCCUCAACGCCCUCACCUGACAGUCUCACUCUGUCUCCCAGGCUGGAGUGCAAUGGCGUGAACUCAGCUCACUGCAAACUGCCUCCCGAGUUCAAGUGAUUCUCCUGCCUCAGCCUCCCAAGGAGCAGGGAUUACAGAUGCAUGCCACCAUGCCUGGCUAAUUUUAGUAUUUUCAGUAGAGAUUGGGUUUUACCAUGUUGGCCAGGCUGGUCUCAAACUCCUGACCUCAAGUGAUCCACCCUCAUUGGCUUCCCCAAGUGCUAAGAUUACAGGCCUGAACCACCACACCUAGCUAUUUUUCUUCUUCUCUUCCUUCUCUUCCUCCUCCUCCUCCUCCUCCUCCUCUUCUUCUCCCUCCCCUUCCUCCUCCCCUUCCUCCUCCUCCUCCUUCUUCUUAUUAUUAUUUUGAGACUGAGUCUCACUCUGUCACCCAGGCUACAGUACAGUAGUGCAGUCUAGGCUCACUGCCACCUCCACCUCCCAGGUUCAAGUGAUUCUCAUGUCUCAGCCUCUUGAGUAGCUGGGUUUACAGGCACCACCACUACGUCCAGCCAAUUUUUGUAUUUUUAGAAGAAAAAAGGGGUUCAUCAUGUUGGCCAGGCUGGUCUUGAACUCUUGACCUCAAGUGAUCCACCCACCUUGGCCUCCCAAAGUACUGGGAUUACAGGCAUGAGCCACUGCUUCUGGCCUUAAGAUGGGGUCUCACUCUGUUACCUGGGCUACAGUGCAGUGAUGUGAUCUCAGUUCACUGCAGCCUCAACAUCCCAGGCUCAAGCAAAUCUCUUGCCUCAGCCUCACGAGUAUCUGGGACUACAGGCAUGGAGCACCAUGCCUGGCUAAUUUUUGUAUUUUUUGUAGAGAUGAGGUUUCUGUCAAUGUGGCCCAGGCUGGUCUCAAAUUCCUGGGCUCAAGUGAACCUCCUGGCAAGGCUCCCAAAAUGCUGAGACUAUAGGCAUGAGCUACCGUGCCUGGUUCAACAUGUUUUCAUUUUUUUUCUGAGACAGGGUCUCGCUUGGUCACCCAGGCUAGAGUGUGGUGGUGGGAUCUCAGUUCACUGCAACCUCCACUUCCUGGGCUCAAGUUAUCCUCCUGCCUUAGGCCUCCAAGUAGCUGGGACUACAGGCCUGAGCAACCAUGCCUGGCUAAUUUUUAUAGAGAUGGAGUUUUGCCAUGUUGCCCAGGCUGGUCUCAAACUCGAGCGACCUGCCCACCUCAGCCUCCCAAAGUGCUAGGAUGACAGGCCUGAGCCAUUGCACCAAGCCAUGUAUUUUCUAAUUUCCUUUGGACUUCAUCUUUGACUCCUGUUUUAUUUUGAAGUACUGGGAUUGUCUUUCAGUUAUCUUUCCGUUAUUAUUUCUGUUGAAUUCUGUUAUGGUCAUAUAACAUAAUUUAAAUGAUUUAAAUUCUUCUAAAUUCGUUGAGGGUUGUUUUUAUGGCCCAGAAUAUGAUGACUCUCUCAUUGAAUGUUGUAUGUGCGGUUGAAAAGGAUGUUUAUUCUGCUGUUGUUGGGUGAAGUGUCAUGAAAAUAUUAUUAGGAGAAAUUAAUGAUAGUGCUAAGGUUUUCUAUAUUCUUACUUUCUUGGUCUACUUAUUUUAUUGAUUAUUGAGAGAGAAGAGUUGAAUUUUUUAAGUGCAAUAUGGAUUUUUCUGUUUCUUAUUUCAGGUCUACUGGUUUUUACUUCAUAUAUUUUUGAAGCACUGUUGUUAGUAUAUACACACUUAUGAUUGUUGAGUCUUCUUGGUGAAUUGAACUUUUUAUAAUUAAGUAAUACUCCUUUUUAUCUCUGGUGAUAGUCCUUCUGAAAUCUACUUUGUCUGAUAUUAAUACUGUCACUCCAACUUUGUUUGAUUCAUGUUUGUAUGGUGUAUCUUAUUCCAUUCAUUUUUUUUUUUUAGGGUUCCAAUUCCUCUAUACAUCCUUUUACUUUUAACCCAUAUAUUUCUUUAUAUUUAAAGUGGCUCUUGUAGACAACAUAUUAUUGCCUCUUACUUUGUUCCAGUCUGCUAAUUUGUCUUUUAAUUCAUUGUCUUUUUACUGAUACACUGGAUUAAAAUCUAUCAUCUUGUUAUUUGUUUUCUAUUCUUGCAUCUGUGUUUUCUUCUUUUUUCUUCCUUUAUUAGGAUUAUGUUUUGAAAAGGGAAACUCCUAAUCUCAUGGGCGCUGCGAGUAGACAAGAUUUAUUGCAUCUGAUUGAAAUAGUCUAUUAUUCAUAGCAUAACAAACAAUGUGAACAUCAGCAUAGUUGUGUUGGUUCUCUAGUCCUACAUUCGACAAGUGAUGCAGUGAGCCCAGAUUCAUAGUAUUCACAGAGUGGGUUUGCAUUGCAGCUGAGGGACCUAUGCUCAGCAAUGUUUAUUUUAUUUUAUUUUGUUUAUUUAUUUAUUUGAGGCAGGGUCUCAUGUGUCGCUCAGGCUGGUCUUGAAUUCCUGGGCUUAAGUGAUUCUCCUGCCUCAGCCUCCCAAAGUGCUGAGAUUACAAGCAUGAGCCACCGCGCCCAGCCCCAGGACGUUUUAUAGCAAGCAGUAAGCAAGUCUGCCUUGGUCUAAGAAAUGAUAUCAUGUCUCAAAACUCUAGCUGUACUAACAGUCCUGAACAAAGACCCAGGUGAAAGAGAGGUCAGGGCCUUGUGAUCUUGACAUCAUCAGCAAGACACAUUGGACACAAGUGGCCCAAGGAGGAAGCCUCCCAACAUUAGAAAAAAUUAUUACAUGUACUUGUUUUCAUGUUCGACAGUCAUUUUAAAACAAUAAAUUUUAUUGUAUAUAUUUAAGAUAAACAAUAUGAUGAUAUGGGAUACAUAUAGUAAAGUGGUUACUAUAGUGAAGCAAAUUAACAUAUCCAUCAUCUCACAUAGUUACCUAUUCCAGCAUUUUUAUGAUUCCAUUUUCUGUCUAUUAUUGGUUUGUUACUUAGACCUCUCUAAAAAAAAUUUUUAGUGGUUGUUAUUUAAUUUACUGGCCUUUAAUUAAUCAGUCUAUCUUCAAAUAAUGUUAUACCACUUCUUAUAUAUCAUAAGAACCCUUUAACAGCAUAUUUCCAAUUCCUCCAUCUCCUCAUUUUUACUGUUGUUAUUGUCAUACAUUUCACUUUUAUAUAUGCUAUAAGGCCACAAUGCAUUGUUUUAGUAAAGCAAUUACCUUUUAAGGUGAGAAAAAAUGAGAAACAGUGUCUCUUAUAUUUACCUUUAUUCUAUCCAUUUCCAGAGAUCAUCAUUUCUUUACAUAGAUCCAAGUUUCUCUCAGGUAUUAUAUUUCUUCUGCCUACAGAACUUCUAUGACCACUUCUUAUAGUGCUGGUCCAUUGGUAAUGAAUUUUAUGUUGUUAUUUUUUUUUUUAAUCUGAAAAAGUGUUUGCAUUUCCUUCACUUUUGAAAGAUAUUCUUGCUAGCUAUAGAAUUCUGGAUUGGCAGUUUUUUAUCUUUCAGUAUUUUAAAGAUAUGACUCUGUUAUCUUCUUGUCAUAUAUUUUCUGAUGAGAAGUCUUCUGUAAUUCUUAUCUUUGUUCCUCUGUAGGGAGUAUGUCUUUUUCCUCUACAUACUUCCAAUAUUUUCUCUCUAUCUUUGGUUUUCAGCAGGUUGAAUAUGAUAUAUUAGGUUGCGUUUGCAUGUGCUUAUUUGUUGUGUUUGUAUAUUGGUAUUAAAUCUUUUCUGGAUGCCAAGAGUGGUGGCUCAUGCCUGUAAUCCCAGCACUUUGGGAGGCCAAGGUGGGUGGAUCACCUGAGGUCAGGAGUUCAAGACCAGCCUGGCCAUCAUGGUGAAACCCCAUCUUAAAAAAAAAAAAGAGAAAAAAAAUAUUUUCUGGAUUGUGAGUUUCUUGGCUCUGUGGUUAGAUAUCUUUCAUUAUUUUUGGAAAAUUAUUGGCUAUUAUAUCUACAAGUAAAUAUUAUAUCUAUGUA
This is a messenger RNA of Callithrix jacchus (white-tufted-ear marmoset), 4257 nucleotides long. It is a transcript of the gene SYS1, whose product is annotated as SYS1 golgi trafficking protein. NCBI's taxonomy places the organism in Eukaryota, Metazoa, Chordata, Mammalia, Primates, Cebidae. Gene Ontology annotation, biological process: protein localization to Golgi apparatus; Golgi to plasma membrane protein transport; Golgi to endosome transport. Gene Ontology annotation, cellular component: trans-Golgi network; Golgi membrane. The record is from RefSeq and is a predicted model, not a curated record.